CGAGCUCAAGACCGACCCCACCAAAAAUAACCGACAGCAGUCAAGGAAGCAUCCCACAGCCUCCCACCACCAACGACGGCGACACAAUGGAACACGAUACCAAAACCCCGCAAUACCUCACCUCGGACCGGAGCUCCUUCGCCUUCACGUCCGCCCGAUCGCGAUGGCCCGUCAUCUUGACUGGAGCGAUAGAUGAUGUGCAUCGCGCUGUCAGCGCGCUGGAGCUGUCGCAAGCGGACAAGCGGGAGGAGGGCAAGCGGAUCGUGGAGGCGGUUGGGGCACUGAAGUAUGAGGUUCUGCAUGAUCGGGCGAUGACGCCGCUGGAGGACGAUGGAGGCAGCGAUAUCGAGGAGUAUAACAGGGAGCUAGCGGCGUUGGGGGAGACGACGUGGUUACACGCCCCGUGGCUGUUUUCGGAAUGCUAUCUCUACCGCCGCAUCGCAACCCACCUCGCGCGCUCCACGCACUGGAAACAACACGACGUCUUCGCGCGGCAAAAGAUCUCGACCUUCCGGUCCUCUGGCCCCGCCGUGCUCGAGCUAGCCACGCGCUACAACGCCAUCCUCAGCGACCUCGCGCGCACCACGCCCUCCGCCGAGGCCGCAUCGCUCGUCUUCACCGAGAUCGCCGAGAUCAGCCUGUGGGGCAACGCGACGGACCUGUCGCUGCUGACGUCGCUCUCCUAUGCCGACAUCCAGAAGCUCCAGGGCUCCGAGGCGCGCAAGGCCGCCGAGAAGCACAUCCUCGUCAACGACCUGCACGCCGCGUACGAUGUGCUCCUCAAGGCGCAGGCCGCGGGCGGCGAGCGCACGGUUGACAUCAUCCUCGACAACGCGGGCUUCGAGCUGUUCGCCGACCUGCUGUUGGCCGGGUACCUUCUCGCGACGGGCCUCGCGACAAGCGUGACGCUGCACCCGAAAUCCAUCCCCUGGUUUGUCUCCGACGUUGUGCCUGCCGACUUCGCCGCUCUGCUCUCGGCGCUGCACGACCCGCGCGCCUUCUUCGAGACGGCCUCGGAGGAGGAGGAGCGCGAGGGCACCGCGCCCGCGCGGCUGGCGGAUGACGAGGUGGCGGCGCUCGAGGCGCUGUUCGCGCACUGGAGCGGGCUGCACGCCGAGGGCACGCUGCGCAUGCGCCCCAACGCCUUCUGGACGGCUGGGGGCAGCUUCUGGCGCCUCCCGACGAGCGCGCCGCGGCUGUAUGAGGACCUGAGGGAGAGCACGCUCGUGGUGUUCAAGGGGGAUUUGAAUUAUCGCAAGCUCGUUGCCGACGCGGCGUGGGCGCCUACGACGGCGUUUGCGGAGGCGCUGGGGCCGAUGGGAAGGGGGUCGGGGGUUGAUCUGCUGUCGUUGCGGACGUGUAAGGCGGAUGUGGUAGUUGGGUUGCCGGAGGGGAAGGAUGAGGAGUUGCGGGCUGAGCAGGGCGAGGGGGAGGGCAGGCGGUGGGCGUGGAGUGGGAAGUGGGCUGUGGUGAGUUUUUCGGGGGGGAAGAAGGGGGAGUGAUUGAGUGGGAGAGUGCUGUUAUUUUCGAAAUAGAGAUCGAGAUAGAGAGGGAGGAGGGAAGGCGAAAGAGUGAGGCCAUCAAGGGCUGGCCACAGAUAAUGAAAACCCCUAUUGCCUAGCACCACCAAGGACCGUGCUCCACCUAGCUUUCACAUGCGCACCUCCAACGGUCACGUCGGGCCCUCUCCCCUGGCAGAGCAAGGCCCAUCCAUCCCCUCUCCCCCUGCAGCCGCCACCUGUCGGCGACCCUCAGCGAUCCGAGUCCGGGGGAGAUUGCGAGGAGCGGGCCCUGGUUUGGGGGAGAUUGCGAUGGGCGGUUGUGUCAAGGACCUUGCGUUGGAGGGAUCGCCCCGUAGUACGCCCACCAUCGAGACUUGCAGAUUGUGGAUGAGGUAGAUGAGGGGGGGGGUAUAUAAAUAGAUGGGG
Molecule: messenger RNA, 1928 nt
Organism: Pseudogymnoascus destructans
Lineage: Eukaryota; Fungi; Ascomycota; Leotiomycetes; Thelebolales; Thelebolaceae
Exons: 5
Coding region: 87-1502 (471 amino acids)
Biological process (GO): DNA damage response
Cellular component (GO): cytoplasm; nucleus
Molecular function (GO): phosphatase activity
Source: RefSeq, a predicted model, not a curated record